CUUGUUCCAUCACGAAAGAUCGAUUGACACUGAAAAUUUGAUUGGUGGAAAUCUUCAGUAUAAAUAAAUCAUCUGCAUAUAUUGCUUCGUGACUCCCUGAAUUUCUGCAGAAAGCUUAGAGGUGUACAUUGGGAUUUAUCCAUUGACGUUUAUAACACAUGGAAUAAGUGGAAAGGGUAGAAUGGCGACUGAUAUGACCGACACGAAGAAACCCGUGAAAGGAAUUUUAAAGUCUUCCUCGAGCUUUGACCAUGAAAAACACAAGGCAAUGAAGGAGCAAAAAGACAAAGAGAUGAAGUGGGAUGAAAUGAAUAUAUUAGCCACACACCAUCCCCCUGACAAAGACUAUGGUCACAUGAAAAUUGAUGAGCCUCCAACUCCCUACAGCAAAUAUUCAGAUGUGGAAGACGAUGAUGAUGAUGAAGAGAAAGCCAGUAAGAGUGGUUCUGGGACGAUGGGAGACCUCCUCCCGGAAGACAUUGCUAACAGACUUGCUGAGACACAUAGACCUAGAUCAACAUCUUUCAGUGAGGAGGAUUCUUCCUCUGAGGAUGAGAAUGAAACUGAGGAGGAAAGGGCUAAAAGAAAACAAUUUGAGCAGAAAAGGAAACUGCACUACAAUGAAUUUCAAGCUGUUAAACUCGCCAAACAAUUGAUGGAAGAAGAGGAAGAAGAAGAUGAUGAAGAAGACACAGAAGAAAAUGGGACGAAGGAAGAAACCACCAAUAGUGAAGUCAUCCAGCCUAUGGAAGAAAACAAUAUAAAGGGAUCUAGUUAAUUUAAAAUUAAUGCCAUGGAUCCUAUUUUUCAUAACUCAGUUGUACUUAAUAUUUAGUCAAGUGGUUGAUAAUUUUCCAUUAGAAUCUGCUUUUUUGCAAAUUUCCCCCUUUCGAAUUGCAAGGUUUGAUAAAGUGUACAAUAACAGAGGUCAUUCUACAUGGACAACGAUUUCUUGUGAAACGUGUGCAUUUCCUUGUACAAAUUAGUUAACACAUGUUUUGUACCCAAGCAGCAUUUUAAAGACCUGAAAAUUUUGCAAAACAUUUUUCCAUCAUUUUUUCCAUUAUAUGCUUUCAUAUUUUUUGCUUGCCAUAGUAAAGGAUUUUACUUCAUAUUCAUGCAUCACUGUGCCAACAAUGAUAAUUCUAGACAUCUGUACACUAGAUUUCUGCCAACAGUUGUUUUUGGACAGUUUUUCAGGAAAGGGAGACAUCUUAACUUUUCUCAGCAGCAAGGACCAUUUCAAUUGAUUAUCGUGUAAUCAUGUAACAAAUUAUGAAUUAUUACAAUUUUUGUCACAUUUGUAAUAUUAACGUGAUGUUGGCUCUGAAAAGAUUCAUCUAGUGUAAUAAAUUUUAAAUAAUAAGAUCAGAAUACUGUACUGUAAUUAGUACAUCACCAUAAUAUUUCAUUCCUGGGUGGAAAUGUAUUGAGAACUGUAUUUUUGUCUGGAGAAUCUCAUUAGGUAUGGAUGAAAUUGAGUAUAUAUAGCACCGAAAACAUGUCUUAGUGGCCAUAGUUAAAUGUAUUUAAUACUUAAAGUGCAAAUAUUGUCCCAUGUUGUGAUACAUAUCUGUAGUCCCUUAAUUUGUUCUGCAUCUUUUAUUUGAUUCCAUUAGUUGAGCAGUUUUCUGUUUGUUUGUUUUUUUUAUUUUUUCGUUUUGUUUUUGUAGUUCAUUUAAGGAUCAGUCAAACAUUAUGCAAAUGUGAUUUCUACUUCAGGAUAUCAUUUAUUUAUGGCUAGUUUUUGUGUAAACUUCUACACAAAUGCAGUGUUGGGUAUAUGUGUGGAAUAUAGUACAAUGUAACGAUUUAUAAUUGUAACAUGGGGUUAGACAUAAGAAAGGGGGAGGAGGUUGAGAUGCUGCAGUGUUAUUUAAUAUUAAUUGAUUAUUUUGGACUUUACAGUACUGUUAAUCAUACAUCUACAUGUACCAAUUGACUGAGACACAUCAGCCUUAAUAUAUGAAAACUUGAAUGCACACCAAGGUAUUUUAUUAAUAUUUUGAAAGUCAGUCUCGUAAAUUGAUUGUCUUGAACCGUGACAUCAUGGAAGAGUAUAGAUAUAUCUCUAUAACACAAGACAAAAUCAUUAGCCAAAGCACAUCAAAGAUUAAAUUUAUAAUGACCUGCACAAAAUGCACUCUAAUACUACAGAAAUAUGACUACUCUUUUUUAAAAAACUAAGAUUUUACCACAGAAAAAAAUUAAUGGCUGAAAUAUUGCCAUCUUAGUGCAAGCCCAAAACAAUCAAUCAAUCAAUGUACAUGUACUAAGAUUUUACGUACAAUUUUUUCCCCCCAUUUUUGAUUCACAUAUGCGGUGAAAAUUUAAAAUAGCUUUGUAAACAGCAUGCUAUAUGAAAAGAUUACAACUGUAAUUAUGUCCAUUUAAUGUGUAUCAUUGGUUUGUUGAAAAUUUGUGACUGGAAAGUGGUGUAUAUAAUCUACUAGGAUUGGGGAAAAAGUAUAUGUGUUUGCUUAAAUAAAUGCAUAAUUUUAUUAGCAUACUAUAAAGACUAUUGUAUAUAUAUACCUACUACAGUUCUGCCUGAACAUUACACCUAAGCUUAAUACAGAUUUAGUUUAGUUUUAAGAGUAUAAGUUUGACACAGUUGCUUUGUUUUAAUAUACAGGUUGUGUGUUUCAAAAGCUUUGCAAAUAUACCUGUAAUUCUUAAAGAAGCCAUAGACAUGGAUAUAUUUUUGUUAUUUUGCUUCUUUUUUUCUUUUCAAAUUAUAGUUAUUAGACUAAGUGCUUUAUUACAUGUAUCUCCAUUAAUAUUAAUUUUGAACAUUUAGACAGUAGAGUUUGAUUCAGUGACUAAUUUACAAAUAUUGCUGAAAAUUAUUUACAAUGGGGUUUUAAUUUUUAAACAGAGUGACCUCAAAUGUGUCUCUUCUUCAAUAUAUGGGACACAUAGUCUAUUUGUGAGUCUUAUUUCUCCCAUAUUUUAUAGUGCUUUGUUUAUAUUUCUACUUCACUAGUUGGGCAUGAUAAAAGAUACCUCACCCCUUUUAUAUUCUUAAAAGCUCAACAUUAUUUAUUGAUGUAAAGUUGCUUUUUAUGUAUAGCCUUAAAACUUCAAAAACUGGAAGAUGGGACAUACAUCACCUCCAUAUGGUUCAACCAUAUUCAAGGUCCUUUUCUAAAGUGCUAUUUUGUAAAGUUUCUUGGCUUUAUUAAAGCCAGCAGUGAUUUGAAAUAGGGGAGUAGUCUACAACGUUCCCCUCUAAAAUAUUAAAAUUACUCAACUUUAUCAAUAGAAAUAUGUGUAUAAUCUUUCACAGGAGCAGAUCCUAAACAGUGCUUUUAAUUUACCAGAAAGCAUAAUGUGAGAGAAAAAUUGCAAUAUUUAUGCAAAUCUUUUCUGACACACAUUUUUAUUUUGUUUCUGACCUGUAACUUUUGUAAAAAGUUAAAGAUCAUACAGUUAAAGCGAGGAGAGCGUACUUUAAAGGUAUAAGUGAUUCUUAACUUGGUCUUGGUCUUGUUAUUCUGUUUAUUAAAGAGGGGAUUUUUUUUUUUUUUUUUUUUUUGGUAAUCAAAAAAAUGAUACACUUCAUUCUUUUUUUUUCAUAAUAUACCAGUUGAUAUGCAAAUAAAAAUAUAUGAAGAAUUUUGUUCAUUGUUAUACCGUAUAAGCAGAAUAUUCUUAGCUAGGAUUCAAUUUUGGCAUUAUUAUUAUUUGAGAUCUCUAAAAUUGAAUAUCACUAACAAUUUAUUCCUUAUCUAUAGGUUGUUAUAGCUAUCUUCCUUGACAUUAUAAAAUCGCUAAAAUUAUUUCUCCCUAUAAAUAUAUACCAAUUUUUGCUGAUAAAUAGCUAAAUUUGCGUCUUGGUAAAAAUUCAACUUGUAUGGUAUUAGACAAUAAUUUUUUGUUUUAAUGAAAGUUUUAUGAAUGUUUUAUUUGUUCCUUUUCUGCAAAUUUAUUUAAAAAAAUUCAUUGUAUUGAUCUUUAGUUAAAAGUGUUAUUUUGUAUAUACCAUUUCUAUAAAUACCUGUAAAUUUUGAGAAUUGUGAGACUUGAUAUAGAUUUAUUUAUCAAUUAAUUGUCAAAUAAGUGUAAUAGGCUAGCUGCUGGUGCAAAGGAGUGCAUUAAUAUUAAAAUCAGAAAAAAAAGUAUUAUUUGUAAUAAAAUUGAAGAACUGGCUGAA
Messenger RNA from Saccostrea echinata, 4156 nucleotides. Its product is annotated as protein phosphatase inhibitor 2-like. The transcript has 4 exons. NCBI's taxonomy places the organism in Eukaryota, Metazoa, Mollusca, Bivalvia, Ostreida, Ostreidae. Gene Ontology annotation, biological process: regulation of signal transduction. The coding region runs from base 182 to 778 and encodes 198 amino acids. Gene Ontology annotation, molecular function: protein phosphatase inhibitor activity. The record is from RefSeq and is a predicted model, not a curated record.